GAUUCUCUCUCGACACACGACCCAAUCUUCCUCACGAUCGCCUGCUACGGUCCCUCAGAAAGCUUUUGUGCACGCGCAACUCAUCGACUAUUUUUUUGUCAAGUUGGUUUCGCGAUUUUUCUACGAGUUUUCAUUCGUGACAGAGAGCCAGAAGAAGCCUGCAGAGACUUCAAUAAUCAAACACUACUUUUUCUUCAAGGAUUUUAACAUAAGAAAUCAUGAAGCUCCUCUUAGCAGCUGUAAUCUGCGCUUUGGCAGUCAAAACUGUUAUGGUUAUGCCAGUAGCUGAACCUGGUUCUGAUCCACUCCCAGUGGUGCCAUUGGAAAAAGGUGCUCCAGUCCAACAUAUUUUGAGAAGACAAGCCGCAGAAUCAGAAACUCCCGUUCAUCCAGACCACAAAGAAGGUGAAUCACCCGAAGCUCAUCUAGCUCAUGCGAGACUUGAUGACAAAGCAGAAAAACAAGAAGAAGCUGUAAAGGCUGAAGAAAAAGCACCAGAGAAGCUUGCAGAAGAAAAAGCUGAACUUGCUGAGACAAAAGAUCAAGAACAACUAAAGAGAUUGGUUACAGAGCCAGCUGAAUCUGUCAAAAUUGAAGAAAACGUCGCUCCAGCUCCAGCUCCAACUGAAGCUAAGCCCGAAGAAGCUGUACCAGCCGUAAAGAGUGUAAUACCUCAAGAAAGUGUUGAAGAAAAAGUUGAAGAGAAACCAGCCGAGGUAAGCCCAAAAGCAGCGGAACCUGAACCAAUUGCCAAAUCAACACCAGUAGCUGAAUCAGCUCAACUAGCUUCAGCUGAUAGUGCUGCACCUGAGCCUGCCAAAGAAGAGAAACAAGAGGUUGCUGCAGCAGUACAAGCAGAAGAAAAGAAAGAAGAAAAAGAAGCAAAACCUGAAGAUAAAACUGAUCGAGUAACUCGUGGAACUGAAGAUGCAUCAUCAGCAGCUCCAGCUACUUCUGUUCCAGUUCCUGAAGUAGCCGCUAGUUCUGCCGAACCUCAAAAACAAGACGAAGCUAAAAUUGAAAAGCAAGCAGAAGAACCAGAAAAAAAAGUUGAGGCUUCAGAAGUAGCUAAAGAAGAAGAAAAACCACAAGAAAUCAAAGCCGAACCAAGUGUUCAUGCUUCAGAGGCUGUGCCAGCUUUGAAAGCUGAAGAAAACAAAGAACAAACAGUUGCUGAUGAAUCAAUUGCUCAAGCCAAAAGUGCUCCUAUUGCAGAAGAAAAACCAAAAGCUGAACCUGUCGCUCAAUCACCUGAAGUUAAACCCGAACCAGUAGCUGAAUCGAUACGAGCUAAAUCUGAAUCAUCAGAAAGCAAAGAAUCUGUUGAAGCUGCAAAGACUGAAGAAUCGAGCUCUGAAGAAAAAUCAUCUGAAGAAAAUAAAUCCGCUGAAAAAGAAGAAAAAGUUGCAGAAGGUAAAUCUGUAGAAGCCAAGAAAGCUGAGCCCAAGCCCGAAGAAUUGCCAAAACCUCAGGAACUUGAUGGAAAGAAAGAAAAAGAAGAAUAAAUAGUACAAUUCUCAAGUACGACAAGAUCAGACGUCUUCUGGUCCCCAUUCAUCGACCCAUCUCUUAUCCAUGUCUUCAUACAUCAGCGAAAGUGAAGUAGAAUGGCCGAGUAGAGUGUUUGCGUGAUGCUGAAUGAAUGCAACGACGACUGAAUGAUGAAAAAAUUUUAAUAAAAAAUUACUCGAAAUAUUCUACAGAAAAUCCGCAGUUAGAACUACAGAGAGAGAGAGAGAGAGAGAUGGUGAGAAGAAAGACCAAAUGAGUAUAAUACUAAGGGUCAUCACGUUCCCUGGCGCGCUGCGACCUCGAAGAAACAUGAUAUAACAUUCCUAUUUUUAUUAUUUUAAUCUCAAUUUCGAGCUCGAACCACUCGGGAGGCCGUGAUUUCAUCGUGUUUCGUCGCUAUGAACAAUUUUUAUUGUUUAUUGUGAUGAUACUAUUUCAUCAAUCUUUCAAUCACAAUCUUUUUUACUCGCCAAUAAAUAUUCUCUCCAUACGAUAAA
Molecule: messenger RNA, 2009 nt
Organism: Chelonus insularis
Lineage: Eukaryota; Metazoa; Arthropoda; Insecta; Hymenoptera; Braconidae
Gene: bnb
Product: bangles and beads
Exons: 3
Coding region: 219-1505 (428 amino acids)
Source: RefSeq, a predicted model, not a curated record